GAUUAAGGAAGGAAUUUCACGAUACACAUAUUCUGAAGCUUUCAAUGGGAAGUCAUGGCUGAACAAGAAAAAAUGAUAGAACCUCUUGUCUACGAGUGUCUAAACAUUGGGCUCUCUAACGAGAACAUGGAAGUCGGGAUCAAUCCACAACCUCUAGUUACGGUCUGUCACCAGAACAACGAUGGCACGGGAGAAUUUUCUGAUAAAGAAUUCCAUCUUCCAAGAGAGUUGUUACUCGAAAUUCUUUCUAGACUUCCUGCCAAGUCGAUCUUCAGGUUCAAAUGUGUCUGUAAGGAAUGGCUCUUUUUAAUUUCAGAUCCUUCUUUUCUGCGUCCUGAGGACUUGAUUCCAUGGACACUCCUAUUCCAAUAUGACAUUGGCACAGGCCCUCGGCCAAUUCGCCUAAAUAAUGCUGGAAUGCAUUGUUUUUUCUCCAACGAACCUGCCUUUAGCACUCCGAAUUUUCUGUUUCCCUCCGAGCAAAUUCCACACCCAAACGUUGUAGCAUCGAACGAUGACCUGCUGCUGUUUCGAUCAGGUGAUCACGAAUUAGUAUAUUCUGUGUGCAAUCCAUUUACCAGGCAGUGUAUCACCCUUCCACCUCAUUCCAAGAGAACAAAUUAUGGAGCCACCGGAUUCAUCAGCCGUAUCGGAAAUGGAGUCACGACCUAUAAGGUGGUUCGAGUCAUAGGCAGUGAAAAUAUCAAUGGAUUCCAAAGCGUACAAGCUUCAACCCCUUGUGAAGGAUACAGUUUAUCUUUUGAGCGAUUUUCGUCUGAAAUCGGAGAAUGGAGAAACUCAAAGGUGAUUCUGUUGAACAGCCUCACAUAAAAGCUUAAGUCAUUAGAAAGGUGACAAACUUAUUUAAAAUAUCACCAUAUUCAGAUGAGCUUGCAAAGUGAUUAAAACGUAGAAGUAGCUUUUUCGGAAAGUAUAUCUCCAUGUACUUUUCAAGAAAGUUACUUCUACAUUUUA
Molecule: messenger RNA, 975 nt
Organism: Olea europaea var. sylvestris
Lineage: Eukaryota; Viridiplantae; Streptophyta; Magnoliopsida; Lamiales; Oleaceae
Product: F-box protein At5g49610-like
Exons: 1
Coding region: 55-831 (258 amino acids)
Molecular function (GO): protein binding
Source: RefSeq, a predicted model, not a curated record